Molecule: messenger RNA, 1182 nt
Organism: Puccinia graminis f. sp. tritici CRL 75-36-700-3
Lineage: Eukaryota; Fungi; Basidiomycota; Pucciniomycetes; Pucciniales; Pucciniaceae
Exons: 2
Coding region: 1-1182 (393 amino acids)
Source: RefSeq, a predicted model, not a curated record
AUGUCGGAGCAAAUUGCAGCACAGACUAAGCACAUCGGAGACUUGGUCGUACAGGGCUUCGGAAAUCUCAAGCGGAAAUAUUCACAACUGAGGGAAGCUCGCGUGGCUGGCACAGUUAAUAGGGUGAACUCGAGGGAAAUCCAUUACAACCGACUGCAUUCGAGCCUUCUGCCACUCUUGCGACAGCAAAUUCAGACCAUCUCAAUACUACUGGAGCCGCAAGCCUUGUGGAAUGAGCCCGAGUCAAGACUCAGACAGGUCUUGGAGAUUCAACCCGAACUCGAUUUCAAUCUCUCUGAGAUCGACUCCGCCGCUCUGAUCGUCUGUCCAGGAUCCAUACAUUCCACAACUCAAACCGAUCUUAAUGACCAGGAGCUCAAAGAAUUCAAGACUUAUAGACUGAUCGAGCUGGACGGGAUGAUCAAUUUUACGAUUCACAACAUCUGUUCAAUCUUUCAUGACGCCCCAGAGAAAAUCGAACAAAUGCAGCUCUCGACCGGGCAACUGUUUGACGAGUGGGAUGGCGAUCUUGUAUCUGCUCAUGAAGACUCCUCCCGAACAGCAGUCGAAUGGAUCGGCUACACCAUCAGACACUUGAAAGGAUCCGAAUUAGAUGUGGUCGAAGAUUGUGGAAGAUGUGCGAGACCGGGGAUCGAUGAGCUACUGGAUCGUGUUAUCAGUAUCGUUGAUCCAACUAUUCCCCCAACUAGAUUCUCACACAGAAGAUUGAUCCGACAACCGAUCAUCCAACUCACGAAACUGAUCAUACCGAUCAUCAAACUGGUCCAACUGUUUUUUAAGAAAUUGUCAAAGGCUGGCUUGAAUAACAAGAAAAGCCUUAAUCUACCAGCAUUUACCCAAAUGAACUCCAAUCAACUCAAAGCAUUAUCACGAUCUGCUGGAAAGUUCUAUCGUGACCUCAACGAACUAGUGCGUCUCCUAACCGAUGCUGAUGCUAGAAUUGGAGAAGCGCUUGUGAUCGACCAUCAACUGCUCAUUCAAACAGCUCAACGUCUUGUAAUUAAAUCAGAAGCUCCAUUACUCUCUAUAUUCCUCUAUUUCAUCCCCUUAAUCAAUCAUCUUCCUGAUCAGAAUUUCUACCACACUUGGUUUGUUACUUGGAACAUUCUCAUCAAUGCUGCCGUUCAUAACUUCGUUCAACUCGCCAGAAAUCUUAAUUGA